AGCCGCGCGGGUGUCGGCAACAGCUGCAGCAGCCCGCGCCGCCCCCUCGGCCGCGGCUCCCAGGGCGAGCCUGAGCACGGUUGGCGGCUGGCGGCGAGGCGGCGGGCGGAGACGGGAAAGUUGCCGGCGCCAGCGCCGACAUGCCGGGCAGCGACACGGCGCUCACCGUGGACCGGACCUACUCCGACCCGGGCCGGCACCACCGCUGCAAGACCCGGGUAGAACGUCAUGACAUGAAUACCUUAAGCCUGCCCCUGAACAUUCGCCGAGGGGGGUCAGACACCAACCUCAACUUUGAUGUACCAGAUGGCAUCCUGGACUUCCACAAGGUCAAACUCAGUGCAGACAGCCUGAAACAAAAAAUUCUGAAGGUGACAGAGCAGAUAAAAAUUGAGCAGACGUCACGCGAUGGGAACGUUGCGGAGUAUCUGAAACUGGUCAGCAGCGCGGACAAGCAGCAGGCUGGCCGCAUCAAACAGGUCUUCGAGAAGAAGAAUCAGAAAUCUGCUCACUCCAUCGCCCAGCUCCAGAAGAAGUUAGAACAGUAUCAUAGAAAGCUCAGGGAGAUCGAACAGAACGGAGCCUCCAGAAGCUCGAAGGACAUUUCCAAAGACAACCUCCACGCUCUGAGAGAUGCCUCCGCCAAGUCUCGAACUGCUCCCCACAGCACGGAGUGCAGUAAAUCAGGCAUGCCAGGCGUGUCCCUCACUCCGCCCGUGUUUGUCUUCAACAAGUCCAGAGAGUUCGCCAACCUGAUCCGGAAUAAGUUCGGCAGCGCCGACAACAUUGCGCAUUUGAAAAAUUCCUUAGAGGAGUUUCGGCCUGAGGGGAGUCCCCGGGCCUACGGGGGCAGCGCGACCAUCGUGAACAAACCCAAGUACGGCAGCGACGACGAGUGUUCCAGCGGCACGUCGGGCUCCGCCGACAGUAACGGGAACCAGUCCUUCGGGGCCAGCGGAGCCGGCGCGCUGGACAGCCAGGGCAAGCUCACUGUGAUCCUGGAGGAACUGAGGGAGAUCAAGGACACCCAGGCUCAGCUGGCUGAGGACAUUGAAGCGCUCAAAGUGCAGUUCAAGAGAGAAUACGGUUUUAUUUCCCAGACGCUGCAGGAGGAAAGAUACAGGUACGAGCGCCUGGAAGACCAGCUCCAUGACCUGACAGACCUGCAUCAGCACGAGACAGCCAACCUGAAGCAGGAGCUGGCCAGCAUCGAGGAGAAGGUGGCCUACCAGGCCUAUGAGCGCUCACGGGACAUCCAGGAAGCCUUGGAGUCCUGCCAGACGCGCAUCUCCAAGCUGGAGCUCCACCAGCAGGAGCAGCAGGCGCUGCAGACAGACACCGUGAACGCCAAGGUCCUCCUGGGGAAGUGCAUAAACGUGAUCCUGGCCUUCAUGACUGUCAUCCUCGUGUGCGUGUCUACCAUCGCCAAGUUUGUCUCGCCCAUGAUGAAGAGCCGUUUCCACAUCCUUGGCACCUUCUUUGCCGUGACUCUUCUCGCAAUAUUUUGUAAAAACUGGGACCAUAUCGUGUGUGCCAUAGAAAGGAUCAUAAUACCCAGAUGAAGCCACCGGUUCCCAUCUUCAAGUUCUUUCACGUUUCUGUGUUAAAGAAAACUCUGUGCAUACUACCAAAUUUUAAAACGAACAGUUGUGCUGACUAGAGCCAACCAGGCCUGGGCUGUGCGUUGUAAAUAUCUCCAGUCCUCCUCACGCCGUAGCAGCUGCCAGCUCAGCCCCUGUACUUGGUGAAUGUGAAUCUGUUGCACAGCUCGCCCCACGCUGCUCACUGCCUUAAUCAGACCAGAUUUCCUGCCCACCUGACUAGCCCGGCAUGGUAAACCUUGGGUUAUUGAGCGUUUGGCGUAAUUAAUGACCCACAGGAAAUGGGGUGUUAAGUCUCUGUCUCUCUUCCUUAAGUUUCUAUCAAAAUUGAGCUUCACAGUUGCUGGGGGUGGCGUUUUCCCUGAGUCCCGUAAGCAGCAAGGAUGUGGCAGGACUUGGGGAAGGGACGAAGUGCAGACGUUGGCUUGGUGAACACUGGUGUAAAUCCUCUGUAAUCCAUUCUGCGGGUCCCUGCAGGUCCCCUGCGUUCCCUUGUCCACAGUGGUCCAUCGUGCGUGACUCGCCAUCACGUGGAAAUCUUACAGCACACCUGUUUAUCCGUAGACGUCUAACAUAGAUGUUCUCUUGCACUUUAAAUGGUAAGACACGAAGAUCUGUGAGUGGGGCUUUCGCCUUCUUGCACCCAAGGAGCCGCACCCCCGAUUCUAUCUUAGGUAGCUCUCGAAUGCCACACCUUCAGGCACGUGGCAGUGCUUCCAAAUCCCACAUCAGACCGAGGUUGAACAUGAGUGCGGGCUCCCGGAAGCACCGCUCUGGAGGUUUGCAUCCCAGCAGCUCUUCACUGUGGUAACCCCCUGGGAGGACGCGUUCACUUUACCCGCCGGCCUGGGGAGGGAUGGGAAAGCUUUCUGCACACGUGAAAACAAGUGAUGCUCAUGUUGUGGGGCUGGCUGGUUGUUUUCCUUUAAGAAGGACAACAGAAUUGUAUUGUGUGAGGUGAAAGUGCGCUGAGGUAGGGCCUGGGAGCAGGAGGAAGCAGGGCAUGGGGUCUUGGGGUGGCAGUCAGCUCAGCGGAGGUUCACCUGGGUGAAGACGGAGAACGUCCUCCAAGGACCCAUCAGGCCAGCUGCAGUCCGAUAAAUCAGAUCCAGGGUCUGCACCAAGGCUGUCCGUCAUCUCUUAGGAUGUCACUGAAGUGCCCCGGGAAGGGAGUGGCCACGCUUCUUCCCCUGAGGUGAAAGCCUUCAAAAGUCAACAUCUUUCGCCUGUCUGGGCCAUGCUGCUCACUACUUUCAGCCCAAAUGAUACUUCCCUUUAAGUCUUUGUCUCUCAGAUGCUACUUCCCUUUAAAUCAUUUUCUCUCUGUAUCUAACGAAGACAAGAUAGAAGAUUUUAAUGGAAACUGCUGUUCAUUCCCUCCUCCCACCAUCCGUUCUGUUAUCUGAAGGCGUAAAGAUGUAUGUUAGUGUACAUUUUCUUCCAGAAAACAUCGAAUCGCCUGGAUUUAAAUUAAGUGCAAUAUUUUGCGAACAGCUGCUCUUAGGGAAACCUCCUGAAAAAAUGUGACAGUGUGCCAUGGUUUGAGAGAAUGGAAUAGUCGAGCAUUUGGUACAAGUCCAGUGUGUGUGAGACUCAGACAACUCAAGCUUUCUUCUUCUUCUUUUUUUAACUUUACAGUUCAGUGGUUUUAGUAAAUUCACAAACUUAUGCAACUGUGCCCACUAUCUAAUUCCAGACUCGAGCUUUUUAAAACCAUAAGCAUCAUUUCGUGACAUCUUUGGCUGUACAUAUUUUGGACGCAGGCAAGAAGGAGCUACCAGCCCCACCCCCCUCUCAUGGCUGUGUCCCCUUCCACUGUCAGACUCUCCCUUGUUCUGCCAAGUUGGCUGUAAAUACACUGUGAUCCAUCACAUCCAGAGGACAGAAAAGAGUUGCAGAUCCAGGGAAGAGAGAGAGAGAAAGAAUGGUGUGCUUCCUUUUGCUUCCAUAUUUUAAUGGCCAGCAUUCCCUUUUACCUGCGGGCAUCAGUCUGCAUUUGGCUGAGGGCUGGGUAUAACUUCCCUUGGAUCAAGUUGGAGCCUGGUGGGCGCCUCUCAUGUCUGUGAAUCUUUCUGAGGCACUUUGGGUAUGCCAGGGGUUGCCGUGGACGUAGCUGCUGCUGUUAGUUUAGAGAGAGUGAGCUGUCUAGCCCUUGAGGUUAAGAGCUGCAUCACAGGCCACCGUGCUCCACUCAGCGUUGGCUUCGACGCUUCCCAGACCUGCAGGGCACUGUGUCUCCUUCCCACUGAGAGAAGUAAGGAAGAAAAUGGAAAGCAGCACACUCCACCCCCUCCGGUCUGGAGCUGUUAACAGAAGCUGCUAGAAACUGGCUCUGUUCUGAAAUAUUCGAGGGUCUGAAUCAUCCCACCUGACCAUGACUUCUUUGCACAGAAUUUGUAUUUCCAGUGACUCUCUUUAGAUGUCAGAUAACCGUAUUUUCACUUGGAGAUGCUUAGCCUAUGUGGCAUAUUUAUUUUAGAGUCUUGUUGAAAGUUCAUGAAGCUUUUUAAUAAGCGGAUGUACUCCAAGGAGACCUUUACUCUGCAGUUUACUGUUCUCUUCUUAAGGAAGAAACCCUCCCAUUGUGUGUUUUCUUUCCUGCAUAAGGGUAUUAAAUAAAGUAUUAUAAAUUAUUCAGUUAAAAAUUGUGGUCCAGCUAGGACGUAUCCUGGAAUUAGUUAUUUACAUUUAAGCCAACUAAUCCUUUUUCCCCAUCUUUCAUUGGUAGGAAACAUCUCGUACGUACCUAAAGAUGAUGUCAUUCGUGAGAUGGGCAGGCACCUGCUCACUUAGCGAACUGGACGUUGCCUUUUAGCACAGGAUUUUUUUGUGACAUACUAUUUUCAUGAUCACCAAGAUAAUGAUAGUUUGCUGGCGACAAAACAAAAACCCCAAAAUACUCUUCUGUGGGCUUUAAAUUGAUUACUCCAGCUUACAUUUUGAGUGUGGUGAAGCCAGAACAAAGCACCUUACCCCCUCCCGCUCCCCUCCAAAUUCAAACUGCAGUGAAGCAGUAAAUAAAAGUACUCCACUGCUGGUUUUGUACGGAGAAUAGGAUCAGUCCCAGGUUUCUAGCAGGCACCAUUAGUGGUUUUGCUUCUGGGACCAUGAUGAACUAUUGAUAAACUGAGAUUUUCUGAAAUUCCUGCCCCUUCUCCCAUAAUGCAGUUAUCCCUUUCCGUUAAUUAGCAUCCAUGGGACCUCAGCCCUUCUGCUUUUCACUCCUGUUUUCAUUGAAAUGUUGCCCUGCUAGCUAUGUUGAUUGCCCUGCCAUUUCUCCAGCGUAUCAGGUUUAAUUAUGGGAUCGAUAACAGUGACGGGAAUUGGAUUCCCUCAGGCACCUAAUUAUUUUUGUCCUUUUGGGUUGGAUUUUAAAUACCAAAUUGUUUUGCAUCAAAGAGGAACAUCUUUGUGUUGAAUCUAAGUAUAGUUGUAUCAGUUUGGAAAAGGAUUUCAGUAUGCUUAUUAAUAUGAACACGUGUGAUCAAACAACCUAUUUUGCAUAUUUCUGUAAUUUCGAGGAGUGAGCCAGGGGAUAGAGUGAAAUGGCAUUAUUUAAAAUACAGAGCUUUAUCUGGAGAGAGGUGUUUCAAAAAGUUUAGUCCAUAUGCUAAGGAAGGAGUUGGUCUAAAGAGAUAAAUCACUGAAAAGAGCGAUAUUGGCCUAUUUACAUCAAAAGUAGUUAAGAAGCUAAAAGGUACAGUUAACACGAGUUUGGUAAUCCAGAAGCUAUAAAGCAAAACUAACCUAUAAUUUUCUAAAGUCAGUGCAAUUCUCUGUUUAUAAGAAGUUGGAAAGUAAUGUACCUUGAUUGUCUUAGGAAUAAUUUAUGUGUUGCAGUUUUAAUUUAUUUAAAACGUGUCUCCUGUCUUGUCCUAAGAGAAAUGUUUCAACAAAACGUGCUCUGUGUUUAAGACAUGUUUAGGCAAUAGUUAGCAGUUCUGAAAAUGGAAACUAGAAAUGUUUAUUGUGAGGUCUUUUGCAGAUUUUCCAUUUUGUAAGAUACUAUGUAGUUCCAUGUCAGCCUACAGUUGUAAAUUCUCCGUAGAUUGUCACCCUCUUCAAAGCAGGUGCCAUUAUUUUUUUAAAUAAACAUUUGAUGUUAGCUUUGAUGUUAAAUAAAGAGUUAGAUUUCUUAAA
Ailuropoda melanoleuca (giant panda) is the source of this 5741-nucleotide messenger RNA. It is a transcript of the gene TMCC3, whose product is annotated as transmembrane and coiled-coil domain family 3. Lineage: Eukaryota; Metazoa; Chordata; Mammalia; Carnivora; Ursidae. The transcript has 5 exons. The record is from RefSeq and is a predicted model, not a curated record. Gene Ontology annotation, cellular component: endomembrane system. Bases 141 to 1562 code for a protein of 473 amino acids.